AGGCAGGGCAACAGAGGAAUAAAGAUGAGGGUAGAAACAGGUGUAGCACACCUGUUGGCAAUCAUGCCAAUUGGAGCAUGCCCAUAUAUUUGCAUAUGCAGAUGAUCAUAACUCCAAUGUCUCACUGCCUCCCCUGUGCCAAGUGAAACUCCUUUCAAGUCUCAUCUCUUCUGUUCUCUCCACACGAGCCAUAUUACUUUCUCUCUCUACACCCCGUUCGGAAAGAUGCAGUACAGGAACCUUGGAAGAUCGGGGUUGAAGGUGAGCCAGCUGUCUUACGGCGCCUGGGUGAGUUUCGGCAACCAGCUCGACGUCAAGGAAGCCAAGUCGCUGCUACAAUGCUGCCGCGACAACGGUGUCAACUUCUUCGACAACGCCGAGGUCUAUGCCAACGGCCGAGCCGAGGAGAUCAUGGGCCAAGCCAUUCGGGAGCUGGGUUGGAAGCGAUCCGACGUGGUUGUUUCCACCAAGAUCUUCUGGGGCGGCUCCGGCCCCAACGAUAAGGGGUUAUCGCGGAAGCACAUUAUUGAGGGAACCAAGGCCUCGCUCAAGAGGCUGGAUAUGGAGUAUGUGGAUGUUAUUUAUUGUCAUCGGCCCGAUUCAUCCACGCCCAUUGAGGAGACUGUCAGGGCCAUGAACUAUGUGAUAGAUCACGGGUGGGCGUUUUAUUGGGGGACCAGUGAGUGGUCUGCCCAGCAGAUCACGGAGGCCUGGGGGGUGGCGGAGCGCUUGGAUCUGGUCGGGCCGAUUGUGGAACAGCCUGAGUAUAAUUUGCUAUCUAGGCACAAGGUCGAGUGUGAGUACCUUCCUCUAUACAGCAACUAUGGCAUAGGUCUUACCACAUGGAGUCCACUUGCAUCAGGAGUGCUUACUGGAAAAUACAACAAGGGAACAAUACCCCAGGAUAGUCGAUUUGCCCUGGAGAAUUACAAAAAUCUUGCUAGCCGAUCCCUUGUCGAUGAUGUGCUGAGAAAAGUAAAUGGACUGAAGCCAAUUGCAGACGAACUAGGUGUACCUUUGUCUCAACUUGCAAUUGCUUGGUGUGCUGCAAAUCCGAAUGUCUCAUCAGUUAUUACUGGGGCGACAAAGGAGUCUCAGAUUCAAGAGAAUAUGAAGGCUAUUGAUGUCAUACCUCUGCUGACACCUACUGUGCUGGAGAAGAUUGAGGCCGUUGUUCAAAGCAAGCCAAAGCGACCUGAUUCAUAUAGGUGAACAGUAUAUCCAUUCAACCCUUUUGAGUGUUGUGGAUAUUACUUGGAACAUUCCAUUUUCCAACCUACCAGAAUGCUAGCUACCAAUUGGCGUGAAGGACAUUUCAUGUUUCUCUUGUUUGGAUGUGUUUUCUUCACUGAAAUUCUCAAGCAUAGUUUUCUCUUCCUAUUUAUUUUUUCUUUUUCUUGUGGGUGGGGUGUAAAAGGGUAUUAUUUGAACUAUUAAAUCAAUUGGAGAUUGGAACCUGGGAUUCAUUUUAAGAGACCAUACUUUUAUAGUCAAUUAUUCGGUUUUGGUUUGAUAAAAAAACAGGUGCAAGUUCUGUUGUUUGAGGUUUUAGGAGUGGAAGUUCCCUCCGUUACUCAGGUUUGUUCUGGCAUAUUUCUGAGUCGAAAUGGAGAAGGCUCACUGGUCAGCAUCUUUGUCAUUGUUGGUUUUGGGCUAUGCCAAAGCCUUUUGGCGAUCUGGGGAGAAUCAUUCUCUGGUAUUUGGAAUAGGAGGAUCUUGUAAUAAUCCCUCAGAUGAUCAUUACUGGUUAUUGGGUUGUAAUAGGCAAAGAAGCUGACCCUCUAAUAACUGUUAAAUAAUUAGCUAAUGUUCUCAACAAAAUGAAGGUGCUGCAUGCACAAGGUGUUCUAUAA
Vitis vinifera (wine grape) is the source of this 1853-nucleotide messenger RNA. Its product is annotated as probable voltage-gated potassium channel subunit beta. The record is from RefSeq and is a predicted model, not a curated record. The coding region runs from base 226 to 1212 and encodes 328 amino acids. NCBI's taxonomy places the organism in Eukaryota, Viridiplantae, Streptophyta, Magnoliopsida, Vitales, Vitaceae. The transcript has 4 exons.